Messenger RNA from Cordyceps militaris CM01, 738 nucleotides. RefSeq names its product oxidoreductase, short-chain dehydrogenase/reductase family. Lineage: Eukaryota; Fungi; Ascomycota; Sordariomycetes; Hypocreales; Cordycipitaceae. Bases 1 to 738 code for a protein of 245 amino acids. The transcript is spliced from 2 exons. The record is from RefSeq and is a predicted model, not a curated record.
AUGGCAUCUGCACGACUGCACGGCAAGGUCGCCAUCGUCACCGGCGGCGCCUCGGGCUUCGGCAAGGGCAUCGUGGAAAAGUUUGUCCACGAGGGCAGCAAGGUCCUCAUCGCCGAUGUCUCCGAGGAAAACGGCCGCGCCGUCGCUGCGGAAUUCAACUGCGCCUUUGUCAAGACGGACGUGACGCAGCGCGCCGACUGGGAGAAUGCGCUCGCCACAGCCCUCGCUACGUAUGGGCAGCUCGACAUUGUCGUGUACUCGAACAAGCCCGCGGAGCAAGUCACGGAUGCCGAUUUCGACUUGGUCAUGAAUGUCAAUGUCAAGUCCAUUUAUCUGUCUUCGUCUGUGGUAGUCGAGUACCUUUUGCGGGAGAAGCGUGCAGGCUGCUUCAUCCAAAUCGCGUCGACGGCAGGGAUCCGGCCGCGACCUGGCCUCACAUGGUACAACGCCUCCAAAGGGGCUGCCAUCACGGCAACAAAGGCGCUUGCAGUAGAGUAUGGCCCAAAACACAUUCGCUUCAACGCAGUCUCGCCCGUGGUUGGACUCACAGCCAUGACGCAUUUGUUCCUGGGAAAGCCCGACACCCCGGAGAACCGUGCCGCUUUUGUGUCUACGAUUCCGAUGGGGAGGCCCUCUACCCCUGCGGAUGUUGCAAACACGUGCUGCUUCCUAGCGAGUGACGAGGCUGCAUUCUUGACCGGUACCAAUAUCGAGGUUGACGGCGGCCGGUGCGUCUGA